Guyanagaster necrorhizus is the source of this 1430-nucleotide messenger RNA. RefSeq lists its product as uncharacterized. NCBI's taxonomy places the organism in Eukaryota, Fungi, Basidiomycota, Agaricomycetes, Agaricales, Physalacriaceae. The transcript has a single exon. Gene Ontology annotation, cellular component: nucleus. The record is from RefSeq and is a predicted model, not a curated record. Gene Ontology annotation, molecular function: histone binding. The coding region runs from base 142 to 1362 and encodes 406 amino acids. Gene Ontology annotation, biological process: positive regulation of transcription by RNA polymerase II; DNA damage checkpoint signaling.
AGACCUUUGCGUAACAACACACAUGGUACACUGACUCCUCCGGCCACUGCCACUCCCGCUGCACGGGCUCGAGGUAAAGCCAAGGCCGGACCGCACUUAUCAUAUAAAGAGGGGGAAGUUCCAUCUUCCAUCCCUGAAGAGAUGACUGCUUCUAUGGAGCCACAUGCUAUGCGUAAUAAAGGCAAAGGUAAAUCUGUAGAGCUUCAAUCAACAUCUCGAAUACGCAAUCUUCGGGGCCUUCGGAAGCGCGAUUAUUCGGAGUUGAGCGGUGAUGAAAUGGAUGUCGAUGAAACCAAACCCGAAGUCGAACCUGAUGACAGCGCAUUGUCAGGUACUUUGAACCGCAAGCGUAAGCGGGGAGACACUGAUUUAUCGAGAGCCGUCUCUCUGUCAUCGAGAUGCGGAGAUUUAUCAAAGUCCAAGCGCAGUCGUUCAGUUAUAUCAACUGUGACCCAUUCAGGAUUUAAUCUUGGGGAUCGCGUCUUCGCUGUUCACGACAACCUUUGUUAUCCCGCGACCUUCGAGGAGGAGGUUGGUGAGGAUCUAUGGGUUCGGUUUGAUGGCGAAAAUAAAAGCAUUCGAUCCAAGCUCGUACGGUCAUUUGCCGAGCUUCGUGCUGGCGACUGUGUUUCUAUCGUCCAUGAUACCAUUCCAGAUGUUCUUAUUGGAGGAAAUGUUCGUACGAUAUUCGAGGAACGGGAGUGCAUCGAGUUUGUUGAUGAUAAAGAAGGGGAAGUGAGGGAGGUAGCUAUGACUGCGCUUCGAAUCAGCCCGACAGUCCUCAAGAAUUCAUGGAAUGAGCGUACAGUCGGGAUCUUUUCCGGUUACGGCUUCGUCCUGAGUUGCUCCGAGGAUCAAUCGAAAAGGGAUUCUUUCUCCAGCCGCAUCAAGAACGCAGGCGGGAAGGUUAUCCCUGACUGGACUAACGCUAUAGAACUUGAUGGAACGCAUAUCACGACGAACAAAUGGGUCAUCAAGGAUAGCGAUGCGAAGUGGAGACUGUCGUCUGUCGAACGGGUAUUCCUUCUUGCGGAUCAGCACAGCGAGAAGCCCAAGUAUCUGUUUGCUUUAGCUCUCGGUGUCCCCUGUGUCAGAUUCCGAUGGAUUGAGGAAUCGCUCGAGGCCAACGAAGUGCUGGAUUGGAGUUCUCAUUUGCUUGAGGCAGGAAGAUAUCGUUUUGACGGACCACUUGUAUCCCAGAUGAUCAAUCUGGAAUGGGGAACAGAUCACAGUGUUAAAAUGGAGAACAUUAUGGCGAACCCUGUCGCUAUGAAGUUGCUGGAAAGAAAGAGAGUCAUCUGCUACAGCGAGGAUUUUUUCCCCCCAAAGCAAACGCGGGUAAGGUGGUCUUUUCAUUCUUAAUGCAGUUCGUGCUUGCUGACGUUUACUCAGAGUGAUCGGGAGAAGGAUCGUAAAGCGCUAACUUUUUG